CACUGUGGGAAGCGUUUCCUUGUUUAUAGCCCAGCCCCCGGCAUAUGAGACUAUAGCUUGAGUGAAAAGGGUUUUGAAUGUUACUGGGCUCCAAAGCCCUUGGGAACAGUGUAAAGAAAGCCUUGUGCAACCUCUGGCAGGAAUCGGGGCUGGCGUGACCUCCGCGGUAGCUGCUGCUAACGGGACGCCUGCUCUCCGGGACGCGAGGCUAAGAGACGUCUCUAUGGUCAAGUACACAUAGAGCGGUGCCUCGCUUCCCCACGCGGUGGGACUGCGCAUGCGCUGCGGCUGCAGCUUUGGCAAGAUGGCGGAGGAAGAGCAAAGAAAAAAGAUCCCUUUGGUUCCAGAAAACCUCCUGAAAAAGAGGAAGGCGUACCAGGCCCUCAAAGCCACCCAGGCGAAGCGGGCACUUUUGGAAAAGAAGGAGCAGCGGAAAGGAAAAGAUAUCGGGUUUAAGCGACUGGAAUGGUUCCUGCACGAUGCCUGGCGGCAGAAACGUGACAAGGUGCGCCUCAGACGACUGGAAGUGAAGCCGCACGGUUUGGAGGUGCCAGAUGAGCAUUCCUUGGCCUUCGUUGUGCGCAUCCAAAGGAUCAGGGGGGUGAGCUUACUGGUACAGAAAACCAUUGCAAGGCUUCGCCUGAAGAAGAUUUUCAGUGGUGUCUUUGUCAGAGUGACCCCCCAGACCAUAAAAACGCUGCGUAUAGUGGAACCGUAUGUGACCUGGGGAUUUCCCAAUCUGAAGUCUGUCCGGGAGCUCAUCUUGAAACGUGGACAAGCCAAGGUCAAGAAUAAAGUCAUCCCUUUGACAGACAACACAGUGAUUGAGGAGCAUCUGGAAUAUCUGAAAGCACACUGCAUUGGAAGCAUGUGUUUCUGUUUUUUGGAAUUACCCAGUAUCUUCAAAGAAGAUUAUUUUCUGCUAUAUCUUCAGAAACUGCAGGGGAAGGGUCAGGGAAAAGAUGGUGGUGAUGUCCCACUUCCAAAGGAAAAGUCCAGUGUGUUUCCCACGUUGGCCACUGCUGCCACCUCUGAAAUCAGCCAAGGACUCAUGCCAUGGAGGAGAGGGUCCUGCGUCACAGAUAGGAGAUGUCCUUCAUCACAUCUUCUGGACCCAAGCGUGAACUCAAGACGGCAGUGGGCCCAGCCCAGAGGCAUACCUGAACUUGGGGUUCCCAAUGCCUCGUUUUGGAAAGAACUUGAAAUACAUUUAGAAGAGCACAGAAAUGGGGCUCCGUUGUCUCUGUUGUGUGUCCAUGCUCCAGCUUUUCGGUGACAGCUUUGAAAGCUCUCGGGCUUGACUGGCUCUAAAUUUACCUGGUGGCUUCCUUUUCCUAGCUCAGGAUUUUAACCUAUUCUUGGAUUUGUGAGAAGGGAAGGACCAUUUCCCCAGAAAAACAUGCAUCCACUCCAGUUUUUGCUCAAGGGCUUAGGGUGUUCGUAGACUCUUCUCAGGGACCCAUGCACCUUACACGAGAAAGUCCUGCACUAUCAGGAGUGGUUGCCCAGGCCUGGCCUUGCUAAUCUGGUUCCCUGUCCUGUGGAAAACCAAAGCUUACAAGAUUGCCUUUUCCCUUCAAGCUAAUGGGUAUUUCCUGUUAGGAACACAGUGGUAGCGACUGAGCCCUUAUACCGACUUUAACUUGGGGUAUUGUCCCCCAUUUAUUUCUGCUGGGCUUUACGAUCAAUUUUCUGGUUUCCCUGAUGAUCCGUCCUCUGCUUUAAGAACCCAAAAUCAGGAAAAAAUGAACCAUUUUCUUGGUUUGGCAUGGAUGGAAUUGGCACUAUUUGGUCUUUUAGGCCCUGGGCAAGCUUAGUUACACCCUUUCCUGGUGGGGCGCGGCUACAGUGGUUUGGACAGGUUCAAGCCUUGGACUGAGGCAGUGGCCGGCAAACUCAUUGGUCAACAGAGCCAAAUAUCAACAGUACGACGAUUGAAAUUUCUUUUGAGAGCCACAUUUUUUAAACUUUAUAGGUAGGUACAUUGUUAUUAACUUAAUUAGGGUACUCCUAAGGCUUAGGAAGAGCCACACUCAAGGGGCCAAAAAACCGCAUGUAGCUCGCGAGCCGCAGUUUGCCGACCACAGGACUGAGGAGAGGACACCGUCCUCAUUGCCACGUGCAUGUUCCAGCUUGGAGGGCAGAGCCUUCCCAGCACAAUUAUAACAGAUAUAGUGUAAACUUGAACCUAUGGUCUGAACACGUGGCCCCACGUGCCUGAGUGAUAAAGUUCAGGUGCAUGUAGUUGAGGAGGGUUGAAACCCACGAGAAUGCUGUAAACAUCUUGAUCAUGUCCUUUGCCUCGUGGCAUCUGCUACAAAAUAAAGACACGGCUUGUGGGUGCUGGCGCUGUCCAUCAGAGGAGCAGCGUCCCACCGAGACCCAGCUUUCAUUCUCUUGUCUGUCUUUUCUAAGCCUUUCAUCACCCCCACUCAGGGUCACUGAACCAGGCUGAGCUGGCAUGAGUAUGCCAUGGCCAUGUUGGCUCCCCACAUUUCCUUGCAUAUUCUAGGCUGCAGGCCCCUCCAGGAGUUUUGCUCUCUAUCCUGCUGGUAAUGCUGUAAUAGACCAACAUGAGGACGCUAGUGCUCCUGGGACGUUACACUUGACAAGGGUCUGAUCCUGCCCAUGUUGUUGUCAUAAGUGCGUCUUCUCUUCUGCCACUCAGUUGCCUCAACCUGCCAUCACAGCAGUUGGUGAAGGUGUGCCAGGCCCAGGUUAAGACUUGAAAAUAUGCUUAGCCAAUGUUGCCUGAUCCCUUAAGAUCAGCCUUGCUGCAGUUUGGCUCAUGGCCCCUCAAACAGAGCUGUGAGAUUGAGUUAGUGUAACAGUGCCUCAGAGUGCCAGGUUAUGAGGUAAUUAAUUAGGUGGUUGCCUCAGGAGUUAACCUGCCAGGAAGAGAUGUUACUCUAACACUGGAGAGCAUUGUGAAAUCAGAUUACAGUGAUGGAUCUAAAGUCAUGGGAAGAGAACACUGUGGAAGCCCAGAGUUUGUAUCCCAGAUCUGUCUUACACUAAAUACGGGAAUAAGAUUUUCACUCUUGCCUGUAAAGUGGGGCUCAUUGUGUAGUCUAGCCUGUCUGCCUCACAUGGUGGUUAAAAGGGUUAAGGAAAAUAAGUUUUUAACUUAGAAUUCUGUAUCUAUACUAAUACAUACAAAGGCCUCAGCGAACAGGACUACUGGUCUACCAGUCGCUAUGAUGUUCAGUGACCACCAGGGGGCAGGCACUCAAUGCAGGAGCUGCCCCCUGGUGGUCAGUACCUCCACCUCCCCCCAUAGGCCUCCAUCUCUGGCCAGGCGGAGGGACCUCACCAGGCAUGCACCAGGUGUGCACCCGCCAUGUCUGUAUCGUGUACCGUGGUAUGCCACUCCCCAAACAAGUGGGACUCUCCUUCUGGGAAAAGCAGGAAGAGAAGGUGCAGGGAGCCAGAUCCAGCGGUUAGAGCCAAGGGUUCUGGGGUUUGAUUGGCUGUUCUUCAAUGCCUUGGGAUUUCAUUUGCUUAAUGCAUUUUUUAAGUCAUUUUGAGGCCAGAUUUGACCAUCAAACCUUUUAUUAACUGUCUGGAGAGUGGCUGUCCAAAAUCAAUGCCACUUGAAUCCUAAAU
This is a messenger RNA of Myotis daubentonii (Daubenton's bat), 3606 nucleotides long. It is a transcript of the gene RPL7L1, whose product is annotated as ribosomal protein L7 like 1. Lineage: Eukaryota; Metazoa; Chordata; Mammalia; Chiroptera; Vespertilionidae. Gene Ontology annotation, molecular function: RNA binding; structural constituent of ribosome. Gene Ontology annotation, biological process: maturation of LSU-rRNA from tricistronic rRNA transcript (SSU-rRNA, 5.8S rRNA, LSU-rRNA). The record is from RefSeq and is a predicted model, not a curated record. Gene Ontology annotation, cellular component: cytosolic large ribosomal subunit.